This is a messenger RNA of Eurypyga helias (sunbittern), 448 nucleotides long. RefSeq names its product NSFL1 cofactor p47-like. NCBI's taxonomy places the organism in Eukaryota, Metazoa, Chordata, Aves, Eurypygiformes, Eurypygidae. Gene Ontology annotation, biological process: proteasome-mediated ubiquitin-dependent protein catabolic process; Golgi organization; nuclear membrane reassembly. The transcript has 3 exons. The record is from RefSeq and is a predicted model, not a curated record. The annotation marks the transcript as partial. Gene Ontology annotation, cellular component: nucleus; cytosol. Gene Ontology annotation, molecular function: ubiquitin binding.
GGAGGUGCCGGCAGAGCUGCGCAGGUUAGCGCGGGGCGGACAAGUGAACCUGGAUAUGGAGGAUCACCGUGAUGAGGAGUACGUGAAACCCAAAAGUGUCUUCAAAGCUUUUACUGGAGAAGGACAGAAGCUGGGCAGCACCGCGCCCCAGGUGAUGGGCACCAGCUCGCCAGCCCAGCAGGCAGCGAAUGAAGCCAAAGCCAGUUCUGCCAUCACUAUCGAUGAGUCGGAGCCCAUCACCAACAUCCAGAUCCGUCUCGCUGACGGUGGGCGACUGGUCCAGAAGUUUAACCACCAUCACAGGAUCCGUGACAUCCGGCUCUUCAUAGUGGAUGCCCGGCCAGCGAUGGCUGCCACCAGUUUCGUCCUCAUGACCACCUUCCCGAAUAAAGAGCUGACUGAUGAGAACCAGACCCUGAAGGAGGCCAACCUGCUCAACGCCGUCAUC